Messenger RNA from Numida meleagris (helmeted guineafowl), 10126 nucleotides. RefSeq names its product low density lipoprotein receptor class A domain containing 4 (gene LDLRAD4). The record is from RefSeq and is a predicted model, not a curated record. Gene Ontology annotation, molecular function: R-SMAD binding. Gene Ontology annotation, cellular component: Golgi membrane; early endosome membrane. NCBI's taxonomy places the organism in Eukaryota, Metazoa, Chordata, Aves, Galliformes, Numididae. The transcript is spliced from 7 exons. The coding region runs from base 674 to 1606 and encodes 310 amino acids. Gene Ontology annotation, biological process: negative regulation of transforming growth factor beta receptor signaling pathway.
ACAGGCGGCAGCCAGCGGAGCGGGCAGGGCGGGGGGAGGAGAAGGAGGAGGAGGCGGCGGCGGCGGGGCUGGGAUGAGUUGGAGGCAGCCGCGGCCGCAGCCUGCGCGCAGGGAGGGAGGCGGCGCGGCGCCCCGCGGGAGGCCAGCCCCGAGCGGGGGCCGGGGGGAGGUCACGCUCAGUAUUCACAACCAGAAGGAAGAGGAAGAAUCUCCUGACUCCCUGGACAUCAAGGAUAUUGCUAUGUUGUAUUGGUGAGCGUGCCUGAGGGGAAAGAACACAAGAGAGGAGAGACAACUGAACGCCACCAUUGGCUGGGACCUGAAAAAAUGGUGCUGGAUGAACAGAGGAUUAGAACUUAAUUGUAAAACGGAAAUCGAGUCUUGGUGGAUGAUUUUCUUCAUUUCCACACCCACCAUGGCCCAGAUCCUGUGGCUGGCUGGUUGAUGGGACUGUCCAGUGCUCGCUGCUUGGAUUCAGUGCAGAUAUCCUCAGUGCCUACGGACUGAAAGACCUGGGAUCAGGUGGCAAUUGGAUGGUGCCAAAUCCAGGAAUGGAAAGAGAAAUGGACUCUGACGAGCGAAGAUGGAAGUGACUUGACAGCUCCAAGCUCAGCAGUUGUCUCCAGUAAGGACAGGUUAAGGUUGGAAUCACAAGCUUCGCUGGGAGAGCAGUAUGCAGGAAGCUGGUUUUCAGGCCACAAAUGCUUUCACAGAGUGCAAAUUCACCUGCGCCAGUGGUAAAUGCUUGUAUCUUGGUUCAUUGAUUUGUAACCAACAGAAUGACUGUGGGGACAACAGUGAUGAAGAGAACUGUCUGCUUGUAACAGAGCAUCCACCUCCAGGCAUCUUUAGCUCUGAACUGGAGUUCGUUCAAAUCAUCAUUAUCAUUGUGGUUAUAACUGUUAUGGUGGUAGUGAUCAUCUGCUUGUUGAACCAUUACAAACUCUCGACGCGCUCCUUUAUCAACCGACAGAGCCAAAGCAGAAGACAGGAGGAUACUUUGCAGACAGAAGGGUGUUUGUGGCCUUCGGAAAGCUCGGUUUCACGCCAGGGUGCUUCAGAGAUUAUGUACGCUCCAAGGUCCAGGGACAGGUUUACCGCCCCAUCUUUUAUGCAGCGGGACCGUUUCAGUCGCUUCCAGCCCACUUACCCGUACAUGCAGCAUGAGAUUGACCUUCCUCCAACCAUUUCCCUCUCGGAUGGGGAAGAACCGCCGCCAUACCAAGGCCCCUGCACCCUGCAGCUCCGGGACCCAGAGCAGCAGAUGGAGCUCAACCGGGAAUCUGUCAGGGCACCGCCCAACAGAACCAUUUUUGAUAGCGACUUGAUAGACAUUUCGAUGUACAAUGGGGGCCCCUGCCCACCGAGCAGCAAUUCGGGCAUAAGUGCAACCAACUAUAGCAGUAAUGGAAGGAUGGAAGGACCACCCCCGACGUACAGCGAGGUCAUGGGGCACUACCCAGGCUCCUCGUUUUUCCAUCACCAGCACAGCAACGCUCCUCCUUCCUCGCAGAGGGGGAGCAGACUUCAGUUUCAGCAGAACAAUUCAGAGAGCACAAUUGUCCCCAGCAAAGGCCAAGACCGGAAACCAGGGAACCUGGUCUAAGUCACUCUCCGAGGUGCGUUUGGACUGAAGACAAGAGAUUGAAGAAGGGCGGCGGAGGAAGAGCCCCGUGCUCCGGUGCACAAUGUUGUUAACAUUUCACGUGGUACAACUUAACUUAGUAAAACCAAACGUGCAAACCAGUUGUUUGUUUCUGAUUCCUUUCAGGGGAAUUGCAUGCAAAGCAGAUCGAAAGAAAUACAAACUUCCAUUCAGUUUGUCUAUGAGCAGUGUUUCGGGGGGAGGGGGGGAGGGAGGGGAAUAUAUUAUUUUUUUUUAAUAAACUAUUGCAAUUAUUUAAUUCUAAAAAUAAACUUAGCACAGAAAUGAGGCUUGUACAGCCGAUUUUGUACUCACUGAAUGGCAGAAAGACAAAGGCUUUGCUAGUUAAAUGGGGGAAGAAUUGGCCAGUUUGCUUUUUUUUUUCUCCCAGGGUGUGCAUUUUUUUUUUGAAAUAUGAAUCAAAAUUUCUGUUUUGUGUGCCAAGGUAUAAAGUUGAGAACUUAGAUGAAUGCAAGGAAUUAAUUUGUGUUGUGAUAAAUGUGUUUUAAAAAGUUGCACUAUCUUAAUGUUUUAAAAAUUAUAUAUGAGGGAACUGUUUUAUGUGAAGUUCUUCUAUAUGUUGUCUUUUCACCUGUGGAAUAACGAUUGAGCCCCAGAAGUGAUCUGGAGGAGUCUGCCCCCCUCCCCCCAGGUUUGCUAGAAAAGGGGACAGGACUUAGCCUAACAUCUCUUGACUUACACAAAUCGAGAAAUACAGGGACACUUAACUUGUCGACUUUGCAAUAAUUUGCAUCCGAGUAACAGCGCAUCAAUGAAGUGUCUUGGAGACUUUUGGAUGGAAGAAGGCAAAUGUGACAUCCCAGCAUUUUCCAUCACUUAGGGUUUAGCUAUUUUGCAGUUUAGACUUGUUUGUUUCAUAAGAGGCAAAACAAAAGCCCAGAUGUGUUGAUUUGUAUUGAUUCUAACGAAGUGCUGCCAUUCUUUUCAUAAUGCAGUAUCGCCAGUACUUAAGAUUGUAGAGAUUUUUGUUCUCACUGUAGCCUGAAGUGUAUUUAGUCACAUAUCAUGACAUUAUGCAAUAAAUUGUUUAAAACCCAAGGUGGGUUUUUUCCCCUGUAAUGCUGUUAACAUAUGUGAGACUCUGUUGUGCUUUGCGCUCUCCAUUGCAUCUUUUAGACACUGAAGUUCAGCCCUGGCGAUCCAUCCCAUUGGAGUGAAUGGGCCUGGGUGGCUGCGACCCCCGCGUGGUCUCCGCAGCAGUGCUGGGGGCUGGCAGGCGGGUUGUUGUGUUGGCCUUUGGCUCUGGAGGCUGUGGUGGGAGCCCUCCUCUGCGCACGUCAUCCCGUGGGCGCCAGCAGGACUGUGCUUAUGGGUGGAGGUCACUCGUGUAGUAACGAAGCGUCCGUAAGCCCGGCUUUUGUCACGCUGGUCUUAAAAGUAAUGGGAAGGUUUUGCCUGCUAGUAAAAUGGCGCGCGGGGCGCUUCUUCCCUACCUGGUUUUGUGUGGAAGCAAAUGCGGCACUGGAAGGCAGCUGGUGAAUGGUGGUGGUGGCAGCACAAGCACAUGAAAAAAGCACAACUUGCACUUAAAAUGCAUUUUGGAAAUGGACUUAAAGUAAGAACCUAUGGAGUCUUAGUUUGAAUAGUUUCUAAUAUAUGUGUGUGUGUGUACGCGUCAUCGACUCUUCACCUUUUCUACCCCCUGAAGCCUUGUGCUUGGUGCCCAGGUGCAAGCGCCGGGUGCACCGGGUGCCGGCUCCUGCGGCCGGAGACUGGACUUCUGCAUGGCUUCUGGCUGGGCACCUGAGGCGAAUCUUUGAUCUAUGCAGAGUUUUAAUGCCAAAACAGUGUGCGUGUCUUGGGUGUGCGUGUGUGUCAUGUGGGCCUCAGCACAGGUUGUUUUCUUCAUAAGCUAAUUUGGUUUCAUGCUAGUUUAGGAAACGUUUGCAGAAGGCAAAACCAACCAGUGUUGAUUUUGGUCUUCGGUGACUUUUGCUGUCCUUGGGAAGCGAGCUUUGGCCGGACAGUGCGUGUGCCUACGCAGAUCCUUUGCGGUUGCCUCAAUAAGGGUUAUUUAGCCAAGAAGCCUUUAGGCGAGAGCAGCUGGAACUCCGUGGUUGUGUCUGAGCACGCCUGGUUGGGGCCCUGGGGUUGGACUAGUUGAACACCAGCAUCUCCCCGUGUGCAGAUCUCACAGGAGCGAGCCUUGGAGUUGCCUUCAGAGUAACCUCUUGGGAACAUACUUUCUUUGAAGUCAGCCCUUUGCCAUCCUUUGACAUCUCUGUAUGCCCGUGAAUUUCUGCGUAUUCCGUUCAUGUUCUUGGGCAUGAUGGUUGUCUCAGUUCCUUGAUUGAAGACGUUUUUCUGUGUGUGGAAAAUGUGAGCUGUUUCACCCGUUCUGUAGAAAAGAGUAGUGGGGAAAAAAACACCUCUUAAUAUUUGCUCACCUAACGGUUGCAUUUCCUCCUACAUCUUUGCCUUCUAGUUGUGUUUUUCUGUGCAAAGCUCGCAUGCAGGCAGCGUGCCCAUCAGUAAGGAAUAGUAAUGGCCUGGUGCUUGGUGCAGGCGAGCUGUCAUCCGCUGCUUUUGUUUGAGAGCCUCAGACGGGAGUAAAUGCGCUAUUUCUGAAUAAAUAUUAAGGGUCUUUGAUGGGAAUCCCAGCAACAGUGUAACAUUGCAGAAGUGUGUGCUCCUUUUUUGUUGUUGUAGUGAGAGGGAGUGUGCCUUUGCACCAGAAACAAAUAACGAAUAGUGUUAUUAAUACUUACAGGUUUAGAAAUUGGUAUUCUCUGAAUGCAGGUAAUUCUGUGCAGCAUUUGUGGAGAAUUCCCUUUGAAAACAUCCAGAAUUAGAAAGCAGCGUUCCGCGGCCACUCAGAUGUAACUGUGUAGGCUAUUAAAGAUUUCAGUAAGCCUUAUAGGGUUAAUUAUGUAGAUUACAACUCCAUACUGGUGUUCUACCAUGCACAGAAAACACAUAAUGCACACGUGGAGUGUUCUGUCUGAUCAAUCCUAUUAGCCUGAACUCUGGCUGCAUCUCCUGAUCUUUGCCGAAUAAGCCAUCUUCCCAAAAUUCACUCCGAUGUCCCCAGCUCAGAAAUUUUCAUGCUAAAAGAAUUAUUUUUUUAUUACGGAUUAAAGCAUGAUGACCUCUCCUCUGUCUACCACAAAGGUUAGUUCUUCCCUUUAGCGGUUUGGCACGGGUCCCUUCUUGGUGCUAAAUACAUCUGUGUUUUCCUGUGAUCCUGCAGGGCUGGAUGUGCAGGGUGCUCAGCCAUAGGAAAAAGGUUUGGGGAGGAAUGUGCUUUCCUUGCGAUGGAGGAGGAAGCUGCGUCGUGGCGGCCUCUCCCAGCCCUGCCAGGCGGUGCGGUGCUGGGCCUGCAGGCCGACACCCCGGUACUGGCUGGAGCAUGGGGAUGCUCUGGAGCAGAUGGGCUGCUAGCGUUCUGCUGACUCUGAGCCCUGCACACUUAAGCAGGUGGAAAUUGAUGUUCUAAAACUGUUCUCUCUGCUUUUUUGUUGUUGUUGUUUUGUUAUUUUUCAAGGUUAAACUGUAUGCUUGCUGGUACGUUUGAAGGUAUUUAUGAUUGUCCCCAGGCUCUCUCUGGUCGUUACCACUGAGUCGUGUUGAUGUGCACAUGUGUGUAUACAUACCUGCAUGCAAAAUUGUGCCUGUGACCUGUUCAUUCAUUCUCUGUGUAUUAGUUAUUAUUCCAUAAUCACCUCCCAGAAAUGCUAACUGGCAUUGUGCUCCCAGGAACAAUGGCAGGUCGUUUGUCACAAACAGCGGGAGGCACGAGGACUAUUUGUUUCUCACUCCUGUAGCUGUGGUGCCCUGUUUCUGUCAGUUGGGAAGUUUUGCUGAGUGGAUCCUUGCCCGUGCCCUGGUGUGCUAGUCCAUUCUUCCAUCCAACUGCUCUCCUUUUUUUACACCGGGCUUUGAGAAAUCUUCAUGCUUUUGGGACAGCGCUAAUGUAGACCUCAUGUGAUGAUGUACGCAAAGCAAAUGUAAUUCAUAUAUUCUUUAAAUCUCAGAAGCAUGCUAUUUCAAACUCCACUGAUGCUAAGAACCAAGGGAUGCAUUAGUGUACUGGGUUCAGAUGAAGGUUGGCUUUUGAUUACAUCUUUGGUUUUUAGAUAAAUACUGUUAGGAAGAAUUGAAUUAUGCAUCAAUGUCCUGUGUUGCCUGCUUGCCACCCAGCAUGAUUAUAACUGCUCUUCUAAACUACCCCAAAUGUGUCAGUUGUCUUAAAUCCCCAGAUAGGAGACCAGCUGAAGUCCCUUAGAACGUGGAAAAAUCCCUUGUGAGGGUAUGUUGGAUUUACAGAGGUUUCCUGCCCAAGCUCUCUGUAUUUCCUCUAUUCCAUAUUAGGAAACUGAAGCUCAAAGUUUUGAGAAUGGCCCAGCUGAAAAGGUUGGUAAGAUUUUUUUAUACUUAAUAGUUUACCAGCCUGUGUUCAUCAGUCAGGGGUGCAAGUUACCUUCUGGCUCACCUCUGCUUGCUGUCACUGUGCUGGCAAAAGCCGCACUGGGCACACUCACACCAGCAAAAAUAAGUCGUUUUAUUGGUAUGGCUCCACUUGGGGAUUAGCAGGAGCUGCACCACGAAAUUCAGCCUCCAUGAGCAACGCUGGAGCCCGUUGUCUCUUCCCAGCGAACUCUUUCCUGUGUCGCAGGCAGCUCCGUUUGGAUGAAGUCCCUUACCGUGCCGGUGAGCAGGAGGCUGCUGGUGUUCCCUUGAAAGAGUCACAACCAUUGGCAUUAAACGCAUUUCAGGGCCAUCCUGCUUUCAAAGGAAAAACAGUGUGAUUUUGUACUGAGACGUGUUGCAAACUCUCCUGGCUUUUCCUUCUGCCUUGCUGUUUUCUCCCCAUUUGCAGACUGAGCAAAAGCAACUGGAUAGCGCUGGUUCUGCUUCAGCGCCGGCAGAGCUUAUUUUUAUGUUGGUCAACAGUACAGAAACAAACUCAUAACCUAGAAACUUCCCCUUCACCCCAACAGCCGCCCUCUGUGUGAUUUACUGCCGGAGAUGACUCUGUCAUUUCUUUGCUGCAUUGCUGCUGCUGCUGCUGCUGCUGCUGUUUUACCUGAUUUGGUAUGUGAGCUUUCUGAGACGGUGUGGGAUGUGUAGGAUCUUGGUGACGAAGCUGUCUCGUUUCUUCUUCCUUUCUCUCCUUGGUUCGUGCUUGUCUGUCUGCUCUGGUAGGGUUAUUAAUGAGUUAUCGACGUACGUGCUAGGUAUAAUUUUGAGGAGGUUUGCAUGUUGGUAGUUUGUAAGCAACUAAGGUGCCUCAUGUUCAGGUCUGAGCAGAUGGGAUCCCCUUGCACUUGAGGGCCUGACCCAACGCCCAGUGCCGUUGGUGGGAGGACUCUUGCCGACUCCAGGGGGCGUUGGGUCAGGCCUCGCGCCCCCACCUUUGUUGUGCCUCACUUAAAAUGGUGCUUUUUUGGUCGUCUGUCUUUUUCUUUCUGAUUUUGUUGGUUGGUUGGUUGUUUUUUUGUAUGGUGCUGUGUAUAACUUGAAUAUAUUAUGCACAUAUCCUACCCAAUGGGUAGAACAACAAACACACAAAAACAAAUAGAUGUUGUUAAUACUGUAAGAUAAUGUAUAGAUGAUACCAAUUUUAACACAAAAUAAUGGCAUAGACUUUGUGAAUGCCAGCUUCUGUGCUUGGUCCUCUUUUGUAAGAAGAUUUGCAAAUGAAUGCAUACAAAUGACAAAAAGUCUAUGUAUUUUAUUUUCCUAUUAAAUAUCACUAUAAUAUCAUAAGGGAAAAAGUUUGAACAAAUCCUUUUUGACUUGCCUGUGUAUAGCAAUUGGUCGUUGGAUGCAUCUUUGCUGUGAAGAUGUUUUUUUUUUUUUUUAAAUGUGUCACUUUAAGAAAAAGGAAAAACAAAACAAAACAAACGAAACCUCCACAGCUUUAACCUUGCAGCUAGAUGCUUCUCGUCUUGGUUGUUGCCUUGCUAUUGCUGAGUUGGACCAGUAUUAGUUACUACUACUCCAGCAGAUAGAUACAUUAUUUAUUAUCCUUGAUUAAGUUGUGGUGUUGCUUUUGUUUCUUUUCAACCUAGAAAUGGGCUAAAACCUUUCAGAUCUUUUUUUUGUCUGCGUCCUUGAUGGGAAGUGAAGCUCAGACAAGUGGGAACCGAUCUAGACCACCCCUGCAAAAUGAAAAGGAGGCCAACAAGAGUUGUGUGUAACCAGCCGGCCCUGCUGUGCUGCUUCCCCGCCGCCACGUGUGGUCUGAAGGCUCGGCCUGUGGCUGGGGACCCCUCAGCGCCCGCGUGGCUGCAGGGCUGCCAGCCUGAAGGGCGGGCAUGGAAAGCCGUGCUGUGUGCCCAGUGGAGCGCAGGCCUUGAGGCCCUGCUUUCCUCAUGCCGAGUGCUGACAGCAACAGCUGAGCCUAGGUCGAUACGUAAUAUGGCGGGAGGAAGGCCCCAGCCUGGUUGGAGCCAACGCGGUGUAGGGAGCCCUUUGUGCCGUGCGUUUCAGCUGGUAGGGUGCUGCUGGCCAGGGACAGGCCUGCCCGGCUGCUUGGGUCCCCCCGCACAUCCCCGUGCCCCACGCACUCUCGGCGUGGCUUGUUCAGUGAAGCAAAUACCUCAGGAAAACUAAACGUGAAGUUCUACUUUAGAGAAUUGCAGAUACUCUACUUAUUUUUCUAAGCUGUUUGUUCUAACUAUCCCAGGACGGUAGGUGAUGUACAAGUUUGUCGGUCCGAGACAGACCAGUCCUCUCGCUGAUGGGUGCCGGCUGAUCUCUCAUAGAUACCCCUGUCUGUACGUAACUUUUUAUACUUGUCAGGCUUUAACCACAGAUGUAACGUAGCGACGUGUCGGGAUGUCGUCGAGGCGGUGUUUUUGUUCGGUUUUCAGGUGGUAGCCCAGUGCUGUGAGAUCGCCUGGGGGCCGUACCCGGGGCCCGGUGAAGGCCGUGGUGAAGCCCUGUGGGCUGAGCAGCCCCUGGCUCCCACCUGCAGCGCUCAUGGCCAUGGCUCGGAGCGUGGCCCUUGGCCACCCCUUGUGGCUUCUCUGCCGACCUGAAACUCCAGCUACACAUUUGUCUGUAAAUAUCUUUUUAAAACCCCCCAUGGGCGUCCCGUGUCUGAAUGUUGAGCGUGGCUGUUCUGUUCUUUGUUUUAAAGAAAUCCGUAAGUUUUAUGGCCAGUUCCACAUCGUCAAGCCUGUGCAGGUAGUUUGUCUUCAUCCCUCUCUCUACUGAGCUAUUUUAUCAGUAAGCAUGUACCAUAGUGAAGUAUGCAUAUUUUACGACUGUCGUUUGUUAACUCAUUUAUUGUUUGCCAGGGCAUAGAGCAGUUGUUCUGGAAGUGUGUCUUGCCUGGCCGUGUCACGUCUCUGUUUGCACUGCAGAACAACUUCUGCGCAUGAAGGAAGAAAAGCAAACAACCCAGGCCUUGACUAGCAGGAGACUUUACAGAGCAAACCUUGUGCUGGAAGAACCUAAGGUGUGAUUUGUCGUAACAAAACUUGUGUAUUGAGUGGACCAAACAGGAGCACGUCUCCUUCCAGAGGCACUUAUUUGCUUUGAAGCUGCAGUGGCAAGAGCAGACUCUACUGAGUGUCUUCACAGCCGUGUUCACACUUUGCCAUUUCCCACAAAGCACAGGAGGCAGCCAGGAUGUUAGAAGAAGUAUAAGCAGAAGUUAGGAGAGCCUCAGGCAUCGUAGAGCCUGGACAGCAAAAAUAAUAAUAAUAAAAUCACCUUAAUAUCAUUUAACAACCUUUUCUACUUGCAGUACCAAGGCUAUGUAAGCGUUGUUAGGGAUUUUAUCUUUAUAGCUAUCAACUGCCCAAUGCUGCUGUGCUCAGAGCAUUUCAUGACGGUAUGCACAUCGGUCAGGCUGUUUUACUUAAAACUAACCACCCAAUGCCUGGUUUUAGAGUGUGGACCCUCUCUUUGUUGCUUCUUGCUAGUUAUUUUACAGUGUAAAAUGCUUUAUUGCUGUAUGGAUUUUUUUGUAUUUCCAACAUUGUGGCUUUCGAGAUCACAUUUUCAAUGUCUCUUAUUUUUGUCCAUUUUGUUUCAAGUUAUUCUGAAAUAUGUACAGCACUAUCAACAAUAUUUAAUCUUUCUUUUAAAUUUUAUUGUUGUAAAAACAAUUCUAUUAAAAACCAGUACUUUUUUUUUACAACUGUAUUGGGAUUUCUCAAUAGUUGUUCCUGUGACGCUAUGACAAACCUGGCUUGCUUUAGGUUUGGUUGUUUUUUUUUUUUUUUUUUACCUUAUUUUCCUUUUAACACAAUUAAUUUGUUGCUUAUUUUCCACCGUAACUCCCAGUUAUAUACAGGAAAAGAUUUCAACUGUUGUGUAUCUGACUCUUUUAAUUGAGCAAAUGGUGAUGUCCUAGUUUUUAGACCUAAGGUCUGUUAUUGCAAUACUUUUAAAGGAAGAUGUUGCUCUAAGUGCUGUUGUUAGUUUUAAAUACAGAUUUUAUGCUUGUUCUUAAUAUGCUGUGGUUAAACCAUAGCACAAAAUUAUUAAAAACCAUGAAAUGCA